This is a messenger RNA of Chionomys nivalis (European snow vole), 1711 nucleotides long. Its product is annotated as retinoic acid receptor alpha-like. The transcript has a single exon. Bases 187 to 1218 code for a protein of 343 amino acids. Gene Ontology annotation, biological process: cellular response to corticotropin-releasing hormone stimulus; retinoic acid receptor signaling pathway; regulation of transcription by RNA polymerase II. Gene Ontology annotation, molecular function: nuclear receptor activity; RNA polymerase II cis-regulatory region sequence-specific DNA binding; zinc ion binding. The record is from RefSeq and is a predicted model, not a curated record. Gene Ontology annotation, cellular component: nucleus; transcription regulator complex. Lineage: Eukaryota; Metazoa; Chordata; Mammalia; Rodentia; Cricetidae.
GUGAGUACCAUCGAGACCCAGAGCAGCAGUUCGGAAGAGAUAGUGCCCAGCCCCCCCUCGCCACCACCUCUGCCCCGCAUCUACAAGCCCUGCUUCGUCUGUCAGGACAAGUCAUCGGGCUACCACUAUGGGGUCAGCGCCUGUGAGGGCUGCAAGGGCUUCUUCCGACGCAGCAUCCAAAAGAACAUGGUGUAUACGUGUCACCGGGACAAGAAUUGCAUCAUCAACAAGGUGACCCGGAACCGCUGCCAGUACUGCCGGCUGCAGAAAUGCUUCGAAGUGGGCAUGUCCAAGGAGUCGGUACGAAACGAUCGAAACAAAAAGAAGAAAGAGACGCCCAAGGCCGAGUGCUCAGAGAGCUGCACGCUGACCCCGGAGGUGGGGGAGCUCAUCGAGAAGGUGCGCAAGGCUCACCAGGAGACCUUCCCGGCCCUCUGCCAGCUGGGCAAGUACACUACGAACAACAGCUCAGAACAGCGCGUCUCUCUGGACAUUGACCUCUGGGACAAGUUCAGUGAACUCUCCACCAAGUGCAUCAUUAAGACGGUGGAGUUCGCCAAGCAGCUUCCCGGCUUCACCACCCUCACCAUUGCUGACCAGAUCACCCUCCUCAAGGCAGCCUGUCUGGAUAUCCUGAUUCUGCGAAUCUGCACGCGGUACAGACCUGAACAAGACACAAUGACCUUCUCAGACGGGCUGACCCUGAACCGGACGCAGAUGCACAAUGCUGGCUUUGGCCCUCUCACCGACUUGGUUUUUGCCUUCGCCAACCAGCUGCUGCCCCUGGAGAUGGACGAUGCAGAGACUGGAUUGCUCAGUGCCAUCUGCCUCAUCUGUGGAGACCGGCAGGACCUGGAGCAGCCAGACAAGGUGGACAUGCUGCAGGAGCCGCUGCUGGAGGCACUGAAGGUCUACGUCCGGAAACGGAGGCCCAGCCGUCCCCACAUGUUCCCCAAGAUGCUGAUGAAGAUCACGGAUCUUCGGAGCAUCAGCGCCAAGGGAGCGGAGCGAGUGAUCACCCUGAAGAUGGAGAUUCCCGGCUCCAUGCCACCUCUUAUCCAGGAAAUGCUGGAAAACUCUGAGGGCUUGGACACUCUAAGUGGACAGUCGGGGGGCGGAGCCCGAGAUGGGGGUGGCCUGGCCCCCCCUCCGGGUAGCUGUAGCCCCAGCCUCAGCCCCAGCUCCCACAGAAGCAGCCCUGCCACCCAGUCCCCAUGACCCCCACAUGGACGAUCCUCAACCCUGCCCUGGCUUUCUCUGCCUUCCUACUGGCCACAUGACCCAUCAGCCCUGCCCCGCCUCUUCCUCCCAGACAGAACUGGGAACCUUCUGCGGGGACAGGAGGGAGGAGGCAGUGACUCUGUGGACAGAGGCCUGGACCCAAGAUGGACUGCCCUCUUCCAGCAGCCUGGGCUGGCAUCAGGGGCCAGGCGUUGAGCCAUGUGAGGACCUGGGCCUUAGCCCCAACGCACCUUGCCACGUCUUCAUCACCAGCAAACGCCGAGACCUGGCUUCCUGUCCUCCGAACUCAAGCCAUCGCUCCCCCGUUGGGGAACUUCCCCCUGCUUCAGAUGGUGACAGAGGGGGGUGUCCAGGGUGGGGGAGAUCCCCUGUACAUAUCCUGCGUACCAACCCCCCAGAUAUUAAUUCUCGCUGGUUUCGUUUUUAUUUUAAUUUUUUUGUUUUGAUUUUUUUAAUAAGAAUUUUCAUU